Messenger RNA from Apaloderma vittatum (bar-tailed trogon), 2136 nucleotides. It is a transcript of the gene ACSL4, whose product is annotated as acyl-CoA synthetase long-chain family member 4. The record is from RefSeq and is a predicted model, not a curated record. Gene Ontology annotation, molecular function: arachidonate-CoA ligase activity. Gene Ontology annotation, cellular component: endoplasmic reticulum; lipid droplet; plasma membrane. Gene Ontology annotation, biological process: long-chain fatty acid metabolic process; neuron differentiation; long-chain fatty-acyl-CoA metabolic process. The transcript is spliced from 14 exons. Bases 1 to 2136 code for a protein of 711 amino acids. Lineage: Eukaryota; Metazoa; Chordata; Aves; Trogoniformes; Trogonidae.
AUGAAACUUAGGCUAGAAGUAUGCGCCAUUCUCUUGCUGCCUGUGUACUUGUUAAUAUCUGUGUACAGUAUGCUUGUUUUUAUUCCGUGGUAUUUUCUUACCAACGCGAAGAAGAAAAAGGCUAUGGCAAAACGUUUAAAAGCUAAACCCGUCUCGGACAAACCUGGAAGCCCCUACCGUUCUGUCACGCACCUCGACUCCCUGGCAAACAUCAACAUUCCUGGCGCAGACACGUUGGACAAGCUCUUCGACCACGCUCUAGCAAAGUUUGGGAAGAAGGACUGUCUCGGCACCAGAGAAAUACUGAGCGAAGAAAAUGAAAUGCAACCAAACGGAAAAGUGUUCAAAAAGUUAAUUUUAGGAACUUACAAAUGGUUAUCCUAUGAAGAAGUAAAUGAGAAAGUGAAUCGCUUGGGGAGUGGACUGACCGCCCUGGGACUAGCCCCGAAGAGUACUGUUGUCAUAUUCUGUGAGACCCGAGCAGAGUGGAUGAUCGUAGCUCUAACCUGCUUCAAGUACAACUUUCCUCUUGUCACGUUGUAUGCCACCCUGGGGGAAGAGGCAGUAACCUAUGGUCUCAAUGAGUGCGGAGCAGCGUAUCUGGUCACUAGCAUAGAGCUUCUUGAGACCAAGCUUAAGACUGCGUUGCCACAAGUCUCCUGCCUUAAACACAUCAUUUAUGUGGACAAGAAGACCGUCAAUAAAUCAGAAUACCCUGAAAAUGUGGAGAUCCAUAGUAUGCAGACAGUAGAAGAGUUAGGAGCCAAACCAGAAAACGCAAGCAUUCUGCCGAGCAGACCCGCUCCUACAGACUUGGCUUUAGUAAUGUACACCAGUGGCUCUACUGGGAGACCAAAAGGAGUCAUGAUGGUGCAUAAAAACUUAAUAGCUGGAAUGACGGGACAGUGCGAGAGAAUACCUGGACUGGGACCCAAGGACACGUACAUCGGUUAUUUGCCUCUGGCCCACGUGUUGGAACUGACGGCAGAAGUUUCUUGCAUCACUUACGGCUGCAGGAUCGGCUACUCCUCCCCGCUCACGCUGUCGGAUCAGUCAAGUAAAAUUAAGAAAGGAAGCAAAGGAGACUGUACUGUGCUUAAGCCUACACUGAUGGCAGCUGUGCCUGAAAUAAUGGACAGAAUUUAUAAAAAUGUCAUGAGUAAAGUUCAAGAGAUGAACUAUAUUCAGAGAACUCUGUUCAAGAUAGGUUACGACUACAAGUUGGAACAAAUCAAGAGGGGAUAUGAUGCACCUCUGUGUAACGUACUGUUGUUUAAAAAAGUCAAGGCACUGCUGGGAGGGAACGUCCGCAUGAUGCUUUCUGGAGGCGCCCCGCUCUCACCUCAGACCCAAAGAUUCAUGAACAUUUGUUUCUGCUGUCCUGUUGGCCAAGGCUAUGGACUAACGGAAACAUGUGGAGCUGGAACAAUUACAGAAGUUGCUGAUUACAGCACUGGCAGAGUUGGAGCCCCUCUUAUUUGUUGUGAAAUAAAAUUGAGAGACUGGCAAGAAGGGGGCUAUACUAACAAAGACAAGCCUAAUCCUAGAGGAGAAAUUAUAAUUGGUGGACCUAAUGUCUCCAUGGGAUAUUUUAAAAAUGAAGAGAAGACAUCAGAAGAGUUCUCCAUUGAUGAGAACGGUCAGAGAUGGUUCUGCACAGGAGAUAUCGGGGAAUUUCAUCCAGAUGGGUGUCUGCAGAUCAUAGAUCGUAAGAAAGACUUGGUCAAGCUACAAGCAGGAGAAUACGUGUCUCUGGGCAAAGUAGAGGCAGCACUGAAGAACUGUCCUUUGAUUGACAACAUCUGUGCUUAUGCCAAAAGCGACCAGUCUUAUGUGAUCAGUUUCGUGGUUCCUAAUCAGAAGAAGCUGACGGCGUUGGCGGAGCAGAAGGGCAUCAGUGGAACCUGGGUAGAUAUUUGUAACAAUCCCACGAUGGAAGCUGAAAUACUGCGAGAGAUCAAAGAAGUGGCAAACAAAAUGAAAUUAGAAAGGUUUGAAAUACCCAUCAAAGUCCGGUUAAGCCCUGAGCCGUGGACCCCAGAGACUGGGUUAGUAACAGAUGCUUUCAAGCUGAAAAGGAAAGAACUGAAAAACCAUUACAUCAACGACAUCGAAAGAAUGUACGGAGGCAAAUAA